UGAAGAUAUGCAUUAACUUCUCUUCUUUAGAAAACUAAACAACCAACCAUAUCCACAAUUCAUUAAGUCCCAUAUUCAACAUCAGCACAUGAUUCUGCCUUGGCUACCUAACUCAGGAUGGCAAGUUUAGCUACAAUUCAAAGUCUCUAGCCUCAACUAUAAAUAAACUGCUUCUAUGAGCCAUUUUAAUCAUCAAGCAGAUAGAACUUAAUCAAACCAUUGAAGAGAUCAUCAACUUUUUUCUUUCCUAUAUCCAUAAAGAAAUCAAUAUGAUAAGUGCUAAGAAACUUAUCAAAAUGGCAAGGAAAUGGCAGAAGUUUGCAGCCAAGCAGAGGAAGAGAAUUUCUUUUCCAAGAAACAAUUACCAUGAUGCAGAGAGUUAUAGCACAUCAUCUUUUACAGUUGCCAAAGGGCAUUUUGUGGUUUGUACAACUGAUCAGAAGAGAUUCGUGGUUCCUUUGGCUUAUUUUCAACAUGAGGUAAUCAGACAACUGUUGCACAUGUCUGAAGAAGAGUUUGGACUUCCAAGUGAUGGUCCUAUUAUGUUACCAUGUGAUGCCCUAUUCAUGAACUACAUCAUAUCACUCAUCAAAAGCGGUGUACCUGUAGAUCUUCAGAAUGCUUUGUUCUUAUCAGUUGCUUCAAGCCGAUGUUCAUCAGCUACAUGCCUUCAAGAACAAAGAAAUUCCCAAGUGCUAGUUUAUUGACCUAUAAUAAGUUUUGAAGUAGAUACAAAAUACUCCACAAUUGUAUAGAAUUUAAAAUUUCAUUAUUCAUCAGAUCUCCAAAUUUUUGUC
Molecule: messenger RNA, 797 nt
Organism: Lycium barbarum (goji berry)
Lineage: Eukaryota; Viridiplantae; Streptophyta; Magnoliopsida; Solanales; Solanaceae
Product: auxin-responsive protein SAUR68-like
Exons: 1
Coding region: 270-707 (145 amino acids)
Biological process (GO): response to auxin
Source: RefSeq, a predicted model, not a curated record